AUGUGGCUUUUCAAAGUUUUCGCCUUAUUUUUACUCUAUUUUUCGAAAUUUUCCCUUUCCGCUGAUCAUUUCAUCGAUUUGCAAAUCAAUAAAGGCACCGUGAAUGCGACGAUUCGGGGCAUUGAGCACGACUAUGGACGCUCGUUUCGCGGGAUUCCUUACGCUCAAAAACCCAUUGGAUCACUGCGUUUUAUGUCAGCUCAACGCGCUGAUCCCCGUGGGUUCAUCAAUGCGACAGGCUAUGCGGCGGCUUGUGCCCAACAAUGGGACUCGAACAGUCAAGAGGAUUGUCUGUACAUCAAUGUAUUUACACCGGUUAAUAUGACGUCAGCUGCGAAGCUUCCGGUCUUCGUCUGGAUCUAUGGAGGCGGAUUUGUUGGUGGAAACGGUAAUUUGGGUGGUGGGAUGUACUCGAAUUUGAUCAAUCGUGGCCCGUUGAUCGUUGUCUCGAUGAACUAUCGUGUUGGAGCUUUUGGUUUCCUAACAACUAGAACCUACGACGCGCCCGGGAACGCAGGGAUCUCCGACGUGACUGUCGGCGGGCAAAGCGCUGGCUCCGAGGCGGCCUCGUUCGUUUCACUGAGUCCCUGGGGGCUGGGCCUUUAUCGUGGCCUCAUUCUCGAGUCCGGUAGCGCUUUCGGCGCUGCUUUGAUGUCCUACUCGGAGAAAACGCGAAAUACCACAAAGGAUUUAGCGAUAAGGCUCGGCUGUACAACGAGUGCCGACUAUGAUCAAGGUCGAUCGUUCCAUGACAUUGUUUUGUGUCUGCAAAGCAAGAAAGCCGCCUCGAUCAUGUCCGUUGAUGAUCAGCUGCCAAAUCAUCGAAUGAAAUGGGCGCCCGUUCAGGACACGAAUAUUCUGCCACAACGCCUCGAGAAUCUGGCUCGUUUACGGCAACAAGUGCCCGUUUUAGUUGGCGAUGUAAAGGAUGAAUGGGUUGGAUGGGAUCAAUCUUUGAUUACAAAUAAUCUGAAAUGCUCCUACGAAAUGACAUAUUGGGAUAAACAGGACGAUGUGACAAAAGCUUGUCCCAAGAAAUACACAGAAAAUCAACCGUUCAGCGAUACGGAUUCAAUCCAAUGGGCUUCUACGCAUAUCCGGCUCUUCUCCGAGAUGGUUUUCGUCGGUCCAGCGCUUCGAGACGCUAAAUAUUUCUCGUAUACUGGCAGCGAUGUCUUUCUUUACUCGUUCGAUUAUUUGAAUCCAGCUGCCAUCCCGGAAGAGAAUAUCACAGCCUUGCGGGGCGUCCCCCAUGGCUGGGAACUUCAAUACAUUUUCAACGACGGACACUCAUGGCCAACGACUGAUAAUGACACGAAAACCACGGAGCUUAUGGGGAAAUUGUGGACGAAUUUCGUUCUCUAUGGGAACCCAACUCCAGCCAAUGGGCUCAAGACCGGAUUCACUUGGCCAACGCUGUCGGCUGCAGGGGAUACAAAUGAGUAUGUUUCCCUUGGACCAGACGCAAUUGUAUCGAAGAAUUACCAUCCGAGUGCGAUGUUUUGGGUUUGCGAUGCGCCGACGAUCGACGGAUGGAAGCCACAAUAUUGUGCA
Mesorhabditis belari is the source of this 1554-nucleotide messenger RNA. The record is from the annotation of a GenBank genome assembly. Lineage: Eukaryota; Metazoa; Nematoda; Chromadorea; Rhabditida; Rhabditidae.